AGCUGAGAUAAGUGGCAAAUACUCCGCCCAAUUAGGGUUAUUUUUAGAGGUCUGACUUAAAACAUGUGUAGGGAAUGAACAGAAGCGAAAUUUAAAAAUCGCCGCGGAUUAAAUUUUAGAUUUAGGUGUCUAUUUUCAUUUGAGGCCUCUCGCAGCUUUCUGCACCUUCCAACAAAAAAGCCAUAACGCUUUUGCCAAGAGCACCAUUUUCGCUGUUGUCACGCAAUAACUCGGCAGUGCUUCAACGUUUCGAUCUCGAAUUCUCAGCAUAAGCUCGUAGGACAGUAAGCAUUAGUCACUGAAAGCGCCAUCGAAAUCGAAAGUAAGAUUAAAAAGUUUUUUCCUGAGGACGGGGUCCUCUUAAACUCCUAAGAUUUAUGUAGUGAUAUAUCUUCUUGAGUUUUUUACUUAUUUUCAAAUAGGCUUUUGGGUUUUUAUUAUUUCAAAAACCUUUUAGAAGAGUUUAGUAUAACGUGGAGUCCUCAUAAUCGUGCCAUGCAGCAUUUUGUCGACUAAGAGAUUGCGCCCACGGACAGCGCAUUCAAAGAUCUUUCCAUCUACGGACGCUUAAAUCCAUAACAGCCUCUGAUAAGUAUGAAAGAAAUACACAUCGAGUCAAACUUUUUCGUUUUCUCAAAAACGUAUGAUAAUAAUAAUAUAAAUGUUAUUGUUUAAAGCUUUAUAACCACACAAAUUUCCAUGUUGAUUAGGCUUACCUAUAAAAGCUGCUGACAUUCUUAAAAAAAUGCUUAGUCUUUCUUUAGCCACGUGUUAUAUUCGAACUUAUAUGGCCAUUAUUUUUAUUUUUGAUUCUGAUGUGGGUUCGAAAUCGUGGAUUAGUAAUUUAUUAUCCUGCUUGUACGUAUCAAAUGGAAAUAUAUGCAGUAAUAGAAUUCUUACUAAAAUACACUACUUAUCUUUGUCUCUCUAGGCUACAAUGAUCCAAAAGAAUUGGGUUCAUCAGGAUUUUUACCAGCAUUACAAACAUAUUUAUGUCGUGCAAAUAAUACAUGUUGGCUUACGCCAUUGACAACAGAUAAUGCUAAAUCAUUUGGAUUUCUACAAAUGAUAUCGAAUGUAUCUGAUACAUUAUCAGUUCUAUUUCAAAAUAACGAUACCGCUUCUUCAAUAGAUCGUCUAUACAAAUUACUGAGUGAGAUCAAUUCAAUUGCUCAUUUAUUGAGCACCUAUUGGAACGGUUAUAUUUCUGUUAGUUUACCCGUACAAUCAUUUAAUGAUUCAAUAUCAAAUGAAACAUUGAAUACUUUAUUUACUAAUUCGAUCUCGUUAAUAAAUUUACAUCAAAAUUGGCUUGUGAAUGAUGAAAUUAGUCAAACAAAAACAAAUGUAGAAGUGAUGAUCAAAAUUGUUUUACAAUCCAUUGCUACAUAUCAAAAUCCAGCGACUGUUAAAACGAUGUUUUGUACAAAUAAACAAUUUGAAAAUACAUUUCAAUUUGAAGAAAUACAACAAACAGCUAGAGAUGUUGCAAAAAGUGAAUUAUGUGACUUAUCCGAUAGUGAUUUGUUGAACUUUUUAAUUAGUUUAAAGAAACAGUUGGAUGAUUUGUUCUUGACGGUAGAAAAAUAUAAUACGAGAAAAAAUAACGAUUUUACUUAUUUAUUUAUUAUUGUAGAAAAACUUGAAGAUGUUUUCGAUACUCAGUAA
Molecule: messenger RNA, 1668 nt
Organism: Didymodactylos carnosus
Lineage: Eukaryota; Metazoa; Rotifera; Eurotatoria; Philodinida; Philodinidae
Source: the annotation of a GenBank genome assembly